UAAGAACCCGCAUCUUUCAUCUCAUUUCCCCGCACGUGGAUAAGGUUCGGAAUCGAAAACGAAAAAUCAACAGUCAUUAAAAUCUUUGGUUGCAUAAACAGCCUUUCAAAAUUUGACUAGGAAUUCUCGCGAUUUGCAUCCGAAGGAAAACGCAGUAACUCGUCGUCCAUCUGCUUUGGUGUCUCAAAAGCGACCAUAGACAAUAGCCUCGAUCAUGACCGACAAACAAAUCGAGGGGCUCAUUGCUCCAAAGACGGGGGAACUUGUGGUACCAGCUGUUGUCGAAGAAUCAAAUGAGCACCAAAUACCAGAUGGCGGCUAUGGCUGGGUAUGCGUCGCCUGCGUAACGACUGUGAACUCAUUCACCUGGGGUGUGUUUGGAAGCUACGGUGUAUACCUCGCCUACUAUCUAGCAAACGACAUUUAUCCUGAAGCCACGCCUUUGGACUAUGCUUACAUCGGUGGGCUUAACUUUGGAGUUGCCAUGAUUAUGGCAUCUCCAGUCACGUAUCUCGUCAGAAUCUUUGGAACACACAUUCCUAUGGCUGUCGGAGCACUCAUCCAGAUGGGUGGUUACAUAGCGGCUAGUUUCUCCACGAGGAUCUGGCAUUUAUAUUGCACACAGGGCAUUCUACUCGGCAUUGGAGUGGGCUUUCUGUUUACGCCCAGCGUUGCUGUGACCUCGCAAUGGUUUGAUAAGAAGCGCUCACUUGCCAAUUCAAUCAACUCCGCCGGUACUGGUAUCGGUGGUCUCAUCAUAUCAUUCUCCACUCAACCAAUGAUUGAUCGUCUGUCUCUGGCAUGGUCGCUACGUAUUAUUGGUAUCAUGGCUGGCACUAUGAACCUCCUUGCUACCUGUUUCAUUCGUAACAGAAACAAGGUCAUCCAGCCGACGAUGAAUCCUUUUGCUUUCCAUCUGCUACGCCGCCUCCCAGUCAUCCUGCUCCUCUGUUGGGGCUUCUUCUCCAUGCUUGGUUAUAUGGUGUUGUUGUACUCGCUCUCCGACUUUGCACGUUCAAUAGGGUUGUCCAAGUCUCAGGCAUCCUCUGUCACCGCUCUGAUGAACCUUGGAACGUUGAUCGGUAGGCCGGCGCUCGGGGUACUGAGUGAUCGUUAUGGGAGGAUGAAAGUGGCCGGGAUUGCAACCUUCGCUUGCGGCGUUGCUAUCUGGGCUCUCUGGGUGCCGGCUGCUUCGUACGCGGUGACUGUUGUGUUUGCUCUCAUCAAUGGUAUGGUGGCGGGCACAUACUGGAUGGCACUGAGCCCCCUCUGUGUCGAGGUAGGAGGUCUGAUAGAGCUCCCGUCACUACUCGCGCUUUCAUUUGGUACAGCAAUUCUUCCAACGACUUUUGCAAUGGUCAUUGCAUUGAAUAUAAAAAAGCCUGAUGCAGACAAGCCAUAUCUUUAUCCUCAAGUAUUCACUGGUCUGGCGUAUCUUGCCGCCAGUGCAUUCAUGCUUGCUCUCUGGCUGAUUCAAAGAAGGAAGAAACUGGUUUCAAUAUAGGACGCGUCAGGAGGAGACAAUUCAGGGGAUGACCAAUGCACGGCCGAGAUGAAGUAAGCUGAAUAAGGUGAUUUGAAAUUCUCACGCUUUUCAG
Molecule: messenger RNA, 1598 nt
Organism: Aaosphaeria arxii CBS 175.79
Lineage: Eukaryota; Fungi; Ascomycota; Dothideomycetes; Pleosporales
Product: MFS transporter, MCP family, solute carrier family 16, member 6
Exons: 2
Coding region: 215-1504 (429 amino acids)
Biological process (GO): transmembrane transport
Molecular function (GO): transmembrane transporter activity
Source: RefSeq, a predicted model, not a curated record